AUGCUAGCUAACACAAUUACUCCUUACAAAGAUGGUUGUAUUGCUAUCAAAGAAUUUGGAAACAUAAUGCGUUCGAUCGGUCAUAUCGCAACCAAUGCUGAGUUGCAGGUCAUUAAAAAUGAGGUCGACGUUGGUACCAGUUACGUUGUAGAAAUAUUGAACCGGAUUACAGAAAUGUUCAUUAAGUUUGAUGAGGAUCAUAAUCAUGUCAUAUUUGUAGCUGAAUUUCGUCAUUUCGCUACAAAGCUCGACAAGCAUGAGAUGAAUGUCCAAAUAGCGAACGAUGCUGUUGGUGCUUAUGAUAGUGAUAGUGAUGAGAAGCUAAACUUAGAUGAGUUUUGCAAUAUAGUAAUAGUGAUGAUUAAGGACAGAGAUAAGUUUUUAGGAGUUAAUCGUAAUAGUAAUGGAGAUAGAUCAAAACCACAACCAAAAUCUUAA
Messenger RNA from Trifolium pratense (red clover), 438 nucleotides. Its product is annotated as calmodulin-2/4-like. The transcript has a single exon. Lineage: Eukaryota; Viridiplantae; Streptophyta; Magnoliopsida; Fabales; Fabaceae. Gene Ontology annotation, molecular function: calcium ion binding. Bases 1 to 438 code for a protein of 145 amino acids. The record is from RefSeq and is a predicted model, not a curated record.